This is a messenger RNA of Trichogramma pretiosum, 378 nucleotides long. RefSeq names its product probable CCR4-associated factor 1 homolog 11. Gene Ontology annotation, cellular component: CCR4-NOT complex; P-body; CCR4-NOT core complex. Lineage: Eukaryota; Metazoa; Arthropoda; Insecta; Hymenoptera; Trichogrammatidae. Gene Ontology annotation, molecular function: poly(A)-specific ribonuclease activity; nucleic acid binding. Bases 1 to 378 code for a protein of 125 amino acids. The record is from RefSeq and is a predicted model, not a curated record. The transcript is spliced from 2 exons.
AUGAGGGAUAUGAGAGAACAAGUGCCAAGUACUGCGUUCUUGUCAUUCGACACGGAGUUUCCUGGUGCUCUCAAACCAAGAACAAAGUGCAUAGAUGAAUGGACUAACACAAACAGUACCGUUCGAGAUUCAAGUCCGAUUCAAUUCGGCUUCACGUUUUACGGAUUCGACGUUCUCAAAGACCAGUUUAAUCCUGAAGGCAUCGCAUUUCUCCAAGAACAUGGGUUUGAUUUGGACCGACAUCGUGACGAAGGAGUCAGCCACGAGCAGUUCAGGAGAUUCUUUUUCAACAGCGGACUAUUUUAUUCCAGUAUAUGUUGGGUUACAUUUUAUGGCAACUUCGACUUGAAUGAAAGUGUGUACAGAUCAAUGGUAUGA